Messenger RNA from Parascedosporium putredinis, 1134 nucleotides. Lineage: Eukaryota; Fungi; Ascomycota; Sordariomycetes; Microascales; Microascaceae. The record is from the annotation of a GenBank genome assembly.
AUGUCAGACAAGGUCGCACAGGAGCUACCUCCGCAGCCCACCGAGCCAGCUGCCGGUGCCGCCCAGGAACCCGAACCCCCACAGCCGCUGGACUCGGAAGCUGCAAAGGCCGUCGACCCUCAGCCUCAACCCGAGCAAGGGCCGCCCAAGCCCUCGAGCUCGGCGUCCUCACGCAAGUCUGGCGAACAGCCCACGGAUCGGGCGGCAGACGUCCAAGUCGGCCGCAAGAGUGUUGACGAUUCCGAGGAGGCGGCCAUCAUCCGCGCGGACGAAGAGGUCCAGGAGACUCUACAGCAGCCGCCCCCACCGCAGUUUACCGGCACAGACUUCAAGUCUUUUACCAAGACGAUGUUCUUAACAUUUGGUACUCUGGGCACGUCGACCCUGGUUGCGCCCUUUCGCGGAAAGAAGGGGGCGCCGAGCUUCAAGCGCCACGUGGCCUACCGCACCGUGAGGAGCUUCCACCGCCGCGCCGACACAAAGAUGUUGCAGGCAAUGUCACCCAAGACCUUCCAGACGUACGGGGCCUUUUGUCGCAGCAAACGCCUGACGGAGCAGGUUGUCGACCUGGACCACAAUGCCAAGGCUCUGUGGCUUGGAGACCGCGCGGAGGGGACCAUCAUCAUCGGCGGCGACUCGGCAGGCGCCAACCUAGCACUAGGUCUUCUCUCCCAUCUCCUCCACCCCAACCCUCUACUUGAUCCCGCGCGGGGUACCGGAUCCUUCAAGGGCGUGGCGCUUCUCUCGCCUCUCGUGACAUUUGACCUAACUGCGCCUUCAAUCAAGAAGAACGAGGGCAAGGACGUUCUAGAGCGGUCGACCCUCAAGCGUUGGGCUGACAACUACCUAGCCGGCACGGCACAAGACGCUUACAACGCACCUCUCGGCGCCGAGGCAGGUUGGUGGGAGGAUAUGCCCACCGAGGCGUUGUGUGUGGUGGCGGGCGAAGACGAGAUGUUCAUCGACGAUAUCCGGGCUUUUGUGGAGAAACUCAAGAAACAUCAUGAGGGCAAGUUAGUGUACACCGAGGGCAAAGGAGAAGCGCAUGAUGCGCCCAUCUUCGACUACCUCUUUGGAGCCGCGCACAGAAAAUUCAAGGAGGCAAUCGAUACUUGGAUCGUUGAGCGUGUAUAG